AUACGCCCAUCCGAUACAGUAUCAGCGCGUUUCUAAUGACGCUCGGCUGAGAACGCCAGAGAAACGCCGGAGGGUUGAUUUCGCCGUUCAUUGUGGACUCAGCCUCCUCCUUCACUCCACUAGUCCGCUCUUUUUUCAUCAUGGCUCCCUCGCUAGACAGGCAAGGCUACUGGGGACGGCCGACUUCAACGCUUGACUGGUGCGAGGAGAAUUAUGUCGUGUCGUAUUACAUCGCCGAAUUCUGGAACACGGUGAGCAACCUGAUCAUGAUCUUGCCUCCCCUGUACGGAGCGCUGCAGACGUACAGGGACGGCCUGGAGUUCCGAUACACCUGCUCCUUCCUAGGGCUCGCAGCGGUCGGUGUUGGCUCCUGGUGCUUCCAUAUGACCCUGCAGUAUGAGAUGCAGUUACUGGACGAGUUGCCGAUGAUAUACAGCACAUGUUUCUUUGUUUACUGCUUAUACGAAUGCUUCAAGGAAAAAAACACCAUAAGUUUUCUCACCAUCAUGGUAUUAUCAGUCUUCAGUGUCUCAGUCAGUGUGGUCUACCUUCAGUGGAAGGAGCCCGUGUUUCAUCAGGUCAUGUACGGUGCGCUCGUAGCUGCCCUAGUAAUUCGAUCCAUCUUCAUAGUCACCUGGGUCUACCCCAGGCUCAGGUCUCUGUCUUACAUCUCUCUAGGGGUAUUCCUGUUAGGGUUCUUGCUGUGGAAUAUUGACAACCUACUCUGUGACUCUUUAAGAGCCAGUAGAAAAACUCUGCCCCCUGGUCUUGGGGUAGUGACACAGUUUCAUGCCUGGUGGCAUAUCUUCACAGGCUUGGGGUCCUACCUACACAUAUUGCUCAGCCUUCAGAUCAGAUUAAGCUACCUCAAGUACAGAUCAAAAGUGAAGUUUUUAUGCGGCGUGUGGCCAACAUUGCACAUUGAGCCUCAGAAGACAGGCUGAAGACAGGUUGGCCAGUCAACAUGUGGUGGCUGCCAUCACCAGGCACAAAAACAACAAAGCACGGACCCUGCCAAUGACCUAGCUCUCUACCACAGCUGGGGAGUGUCAUCGCACCAGAUGGGCAGGGGUUCCUCAAGGCACCACCAAUGAUACCCUCAGAUUUUACAUUGAGGGCUUGCUAAGAUCAGUAUAACAUUAGGAAGUCUUCGGAGAUGGAAGUAGUAUUUUAAAUAAAUGUUAUUAUUAUGAUUAUUGUGUCGUUGUUGCUGAACCUGCCACAAAAGUCUUAUAAGAUGCCAAUAAAUUGUAAAACAAAACAAAAAUAAACGUCAGAAGCAAGGCAAAACGUUUAUUGAGAUCUGCAUUGCGACAUUGACGAUAUUUUCUUAACAUAGUCCAAGGGAAAUGGUUCCAUAACCGGGGAAAGGUACUUUAAGACUGUAGGGGUAGGUGCAACUGAAGUUGGCUUGCAAUCUUAUACUCAAAGGAGGUUUAUUUACAAUGUGAUUGUGGUUAAACCAUUUAAUAUAGCUUCUUCCCUUGUUAAGUUGUUUAACUUAAAUCAGGUACUAAUAAAGCUUUGAGCUAAUCCAUGUUGCGUGUCGAAAUGUGAUUUCAAAAUUGAAAUACCCGGGGUAUUUUGUUUCUAAUAUUUUUUGUUAGAUUUGGGUAUUUAUAUGAUUUCAAUGUCAUUGGCACAUAUAUUAAAGGUACCUAAAGAAAUUCAGUUCUUAUGAUGAAAUAUACAUGUAACCACAAGAUGGCAUAGUGUUCUAUAUAUCACUCAUUGUUUGUUGUAUUAGUUUCAUAACAAGUGGAAAACGACCUGACUUUACCAUUGUGUUUCCUGAACCAUAUUGUUCUAUGCUAUGAAGGCUAUUGGUUUUUACAAAUUGGGGGAAAAAAGUUGUAUAGGUAUUCAAAAAAAGUUUGAAUACCUAUAAAAACAGCAUUUGAAACGGCCUGGAGAAUAUUCCUGUGUAUGACUUGAAUAUAGUUCAAGACUGUUCAUAUAUAUGUAAGGUUAUCUUUGUAUGAUGAUAUAAAGGCCGAAAUCAGGUUUUAAAGUUCUAUGUAGUAUCAUCACUGAUGUAUUUCACCGUGCUGGCAGUAAACCUCAUUGAUAUCGCUUCGAAAAACUGUAGGAACGUUAAGGGUGACCUCAUGAGAACAGACACUGUUUUGCAUAUGUUAGUGUUACAGAGUAUGAGACGUUUGUAGCCUGGUAGAGAGGGUCAACACUUGUCAACGAGUGUGCCUUAUUUUUAUUCUAAGUAUGAUCCGAGAUGCCUUGAAGUUCUAAACAAAGGAAAAUAGCUAAAUCGUAUUCUCUUUCCCUCUUUAGACUACUGUUACUACACUUACUAAUGUAAGCCAUCACAGCUUUAAAAGGGAUGUAAAAAAAUAACACCCUAUUUAUUGUAUGCAAAUUAAUAUGUAUUCAAACCGACCAUUCCAAUGUAUGUGUUUCACUUUUAAGGUGUUUAUAGUUUAUGGUUUUCAUAACAUUUGGACUGUAGCUGUACUGUAAAAAGAAAAAUGAACUACAUUGUAACACUAAUCAUUGUUUUCUUCUUUCUUUUGUAAUGUUUGAGCUGUGUGCCCAUCUUCAUAUUAUUUGUUGCCAUAUUAAAGAUGGUGAAAACA
This is a messenger RNA of Gadus macrocephalus (Pacific cod), 2591 nucleotides long. It is a transcript of the gene acer3, whose product is annotated as alkaline ceramidase 3. The record is from RefSeq and is a predicted model, not a curated record. Gene Ontology annotation, cellular component: endoplasmic reticulum membrane. The transcript has 11 exons. Gene Ontology annotation, biological process: phytosphingosine biosynthetic process; ceramide metabolic process. Bases 141 to 944 code for a protein of 267 amino acids. NCBI's taxonomy places the organism in Eukaryota, Metazoa, Chordata, Actinopteri, Gadiformes, Gadidae.